AUGAAGAAACGAGAAAAGGAGGAUGAGGAGGGUCUUCUAAUGCGAAAGACGUACACAGCCGGCGGAUCGUCGUCAGUUUUGAUUGGAGACCACGACUCGGAUUCCGAAGAGUUUCCACCGACGUCUUCAUCUCACCACCAUCACCAUGCCACGUCACCGGACCCAACAUUCUCUCCAUGGCCGCAUGUAUUCAAUCUGGCCAACUGUAUAAUCGGUGUAUCAGUAUUAGCAAUGCCCUAUGUCUUCCAACAGUGUGGAAUACUUCUAGCCGCCAUUAUGAUUGCCCUUUGCGCGGUUUUAACCAAGCUAACGUGUCAUUUUCUGGCUCAAGCGGCGUUUAAUACCAGAACACUAUCCUAUGAGAGUCUGGCGAUGGCAACGUUGGGACCAUCGGGACGCCGGUUCGUCGAGCUGUGUCUUUUGGUGUUUUUAGUGUCCUCAAUUGUGGCUUUCAUCGUUGUCAUUGGAGACAUCGGACCGCAUUUGGUGGCCGAGUUUUUGGAAUUGGAAGCGCCGACACAGAGAUUGAGGAUUCUGGUGAUGAUCGUCGUUGUCGUCUUCAUAAUCUUGCCCCUCUCGUUCAUAGACGACCUCAAAAAGUUCUCAGUGAUCAGCUCUCUCGCCUGCCUCUUCUACCUCUUUUUUGCCGUUCGAAUGAUGCUCGAAUCCUUGCCAACGAUCUAUGCAGGCGAAUGGAGCAUCCACGUCGUCUGGUGGAGACCUCAAGGAUUCUUGACGUGUCUUCCGAUCGUUUGUAUGGCCAUGUGCUGUCAGACACAACUCUUUCCGGUCAUUUCGUGUAUUAAGGAUGCCACAACGGAUCGUGUCGACUACGUUGUCUCCAACUCGAUCAACAUCUGCGCGGCGAUGUACGCCGCCGUCGGUGUCUUCGGCUACGUGGCAUUCUACUCCCACGAACUCCAUGGAGACGUGCUCGUACAAUUCCCGCCAACCAUCGUCACCCAAUCACUGAAACUAGCCUUCUUACUUUCAAUAGCAGUCUCAAUACCGCUUAUGAUGUUCCCGGCGAGAACCGCACUGUUUUGCUUGAUUUUGAGAGAUAAAGACAGUAUCCAUCAUACGGUAGACCUCGAGAAGUUCACAUUCCAUCUGCUCACUGCUGUCAUUUUGAUAUUCAAUACGGUGCUCGCCAUUUUGACGCCUAAUGUGGAAUUUAUUUUGGGUCUGACUGGAGCAUUCAUCGGCUCGCUAGUCUCCACGAUCCUUCCAUCCACCAUCUACAUCGCGAAUCAAUCAUCUGAAACUCAAAAUCGCGCAAGAAAAGUGGGCGGAGCCUCGACGUCAACCGCGAAAAUGUGCCUAAUUAUUGGACUAUUCAUUUUGAUUGCCUCCACGUGUGCUAUUCUAAUGGCUGAAAAGAAGACGUCAGUUGUGGAGAAGCCGAAAGCCAAAGAUGACGUGGCAUCUGGAGAGCUGAGAAAUGAGGAAUUGAAGAGUUUGGAGAGUCUCGAGGAGAAGGUUCUAGAUAAACUCGACGAUAUAUCAGAACUGGCGGCGAAGGGCAACGACACAGAAGCGGUGAAGAUGUUGGUGGAAAUGAAGGAGCAGCAGAAAAUCCAGCAGGAACUCAUUGAGAAACAGGAGAAGAUCGUUGCUCAGCUCAAUCGGAAAACUGAGAGUCUGGCCAAUCAAACCCUGGAAGACCCCACAGCGCCGAUCAGUCCAGCAAUUCCAGCGGUUCCAGAAAAAUCAGCGGAAUUCAAGAAUUAUCCUCCAACAUCGAAGCCAAGUGUGAACACGGAAACUUGA
This is a messenger RNA of Caenorhabditis briggsae, 1770 nucleotides long. NCBI's taxonomy places the organism in Eukaryota, Metazoa, Nematoda, Chromadorea, Rhabditida, Rhabditidae. Gene Ontology annotation, molecular function: amino acid transmembrane transporter activity. The coding region runs from base 1 to 1770 and encodes 589 amino acids. The record is from RefSeq and is a predicted model, not a curated record. Gene Ontology annotation, biological process: amino acid transmembrane transport. The transcript is spliced from 9 exons.